This is a messenger RNA of Myotis lucifugus (little brown bat), 1129 nucleotides long. RefSeq names its product transmembrane protein 220 (gene TMEM220). NCBI's taxonomy places the organism in Eukaryota, Metazoa, Chordata, Mammalia, Chiroptera, Vespertilionidae. Bases 13 to 510 code for a protein of 165 amino acids. The transcript has 6 exons. The record is from RefSeq and is a predicted model, not a curated record.
CUGUCCCAGCCCAUGGCGUCCGAGGCCGGGUGGGCGCCCGCCCUGUGGAGGGCCUGCAGUGCGCUGAUGGCCGCCUUCUUCGCGCUGGCGGCCUUGGUGCAGGUGAAUGAUCCAGACGCAGAACUCUGGGUGGUUGCGUAUAUGAUUCCUGCAGUGCUGACCUUGCUUGUUGGACUUAACCCUCUUGUCACAGGUAACCUCAUUUGGAAGAGCGUCUCCGCAGUACAAGUGUUCUUCUGCGUGGUGUGGGCUGCCAGCUUGGCAUACCACCUCAUGCUUCAUGCACAGUGGAACGUCUUACACGAGGAAGAAGGCAGGGAGCUGUUUGGUCUGGUGAUUAUCGCAGCAUGGAUGGGUCUAUGCCACAGUUCAUCAAAGAAUCCAGUUGGAAGAAUUCAGUUGGUCGUUGCCACUGUAAUUGCUCUUUUCCCAUUUACUGCAUGGCUCUACAUAUAUAUUAACAAGGAUAUGCGUUCUUCCUGGCCAACUCACUGCAAGACAGUCAUUUAAAUGAAGAAUCCUGUUCUCAAAAUGAGAAUAUUCAAUUUUUAUAAACAUGGAUUUUAUUUUUUUAAUCCCAGGAAUUUUUUAAGGCUGACUACAGGGUUGGAUGGGACUAGUAAGAGACGGGGUCUGACAUCCUAUUGUGUCAUAGUGUAGUACAAAAGGCAGUUGAAAAAAAGUUAAGAAAUAUGAAUUCUAACUCAGCUUCCUCACUAUCUAUGUGACUUGGGAAAUAUAAAAAACCUCCUGGUGGUUAUUUCUUUAUCUAUAAACCAGGAUUAAAACUAGAUCUACUUAUAAAGUUGGAAGGAUCAAACUAGAUAUUAUGAGAGCACUCUGAAAAUAUAAAGUGCUUACAAAGGGCUACUAUGCAUGAUUAAAAUACAGGGAAGCGGGGCUUGGUUAAUAUGACAGAAAUAGAGGUUCAAGAGGGGACUGUCUCCCUGACCUAAUCUCAUUACAUUUGUGCAGUGCCAUGAACUAAAUGAGGACCCCGGGUGAAACAAAUAAGCAAGCAUGUCUUGGAAAGAAAGGAAAAUUAGAUAAAGGAAUUUGGAACCAAAAAGUAAACAAUAUCAAUUACACUGUAAAUAAAAAUAAGACUGAAAUCUAUACACAUUUGAAA